CAAUUCCAGAUAAUUUUGUGUCGUAAUGUAUUUAGGUGAACUUCCUGGUUUGAGAAAUAUUCAAACUUCGUAAAAGCGGUUGUUAGCUAUGAAUUUAUUUGCUACUUAUACUCAAUUUUUACUCUGUGUGCUGGUACAUACAUCUGCUGAAAUCAUGCCUGCCCCAUUUACCAGAGUCCUGUAUAUCAGCACGCCACUAUUGUCAGGUAUUAAAAAUAAAAAUAUUUUAUUAUUUACUUGAGAGUUGGCCUGCUUGGUUAUAGAACUUUAACUGCAUGCCUAAGUUUUCUUUUACGGUAAGCGAAUUGUGCGCUUGGGAGUUGGGAUGGCAAAAUUGUGUGCGGAAGAUCUUUAUUGGUGUGCAUGACAAACUUUAACUUAUUAACAGUCUGUGUUGGUACGUUUAUAGCAACAGUGCCCGGUUGGUAAGCUGGAUGUAUUGGUCUUGUGUUUAUGCAGUGUAUGAGAAAAUUAUAGUCCGCUUGCCAGGACAAUUUUGUUGUCUUGACAUAUUGUUUUGACAGUUAUUCAAAGUAGGUGACAGCAGGGUUCGAAAUAACGUUCCCGAUCAUGGUGAUCAGCAGUCAUGGUUUUCUGCUGAUCAAAUGAAAAUCUGGUCGAUCAGUAUAGGAUACAUUCUGUUUAUUUAACAAUUAUUCGCCGAAGGCGAGGUGAUUAUCGGUGAAUAAAAACCGAGACGAAGUCGAGGUUUUUAUUCACGAUAAUCACCGAGCCUGAGGUGAAUAAUUGUUUUAGUAUAAUUUCAUAGGUGAUUAUAUGGAAAAAAUAAAAAAAUACACAUCUCUUCGUCAUUUAAUUGACAAAAAGGCUUCGGCCGCCAUUUUGAAAAUCGCUUAGGUGAUUAUCGCGUAAUAAUCACCUCAACGGUAACCAAUCAGCGUGGAGAAUUUUCAAUAAUCACCUAUGUAAUUAUACUAAAUGUUAUUAAUGACAUUAACCGUGUUUUUGAGACAAAGGUUCUUGCCGAUCAAGAUGAUCGGCAACCUAAUUGCUUCUCUGCUGAUCAAAAGCAAUUUCCUGCCGAUCGUUGAUUGGUUGUUAUUUCAUGCCCUGUGACAGUGACAUCAUUUAAACUCCAACUCGGCGGUCCAGGCCAGCCAGCGCAGUUUGUGAGUGUUGGAGAAAUUUUUAUCCUGGUAAGCAAGAUGCUGCAGUUUGGGAGCCCAGCCAGCCCACUUGUCCAUUUACAGUAAUAUUGACUAUAUUCUAUAAACAUAAUUACACAGUGAGAUGAGGCUGGUGAAGUGGGUCAGGCCGGCUUCCAUACAGCUCUUAACAAAGUCCUUUCAUUUCAAUGGCUGGCCAUAUUUGAGGUCCAGAGGGUGGUUCAUUGAUCCUGUCCACAGAGUGGGUGAGGUGGUUUGUGAUUCAGGUUCAGUCAGGGUGCUGGUGAGGUGGUUUGUGAUUCAGGUCCACUGGAUGGGUGAGUGGGUUUAUGGAUCUGGUCCACAGGGUGGGUGAGGUGGUUGAAGGAUCUGGUCUACGUACAGGGUGGGUGAGGUGGUUCAAAGAUGAGGUGGUUCAAAGAUGCGGUGGUGAGUUGGUUUGUGAUUCAGGUCGAUGUAGAGUAUGUGGUAAGGUGAUUCAUGGAUCAAGAUCUGACGAUUCUGAUGUUCUAUUUUUUAAUAAGACCUAUAUAGGCCUAUAUAGUGUGUCAGGCUUUCAAUUACUAUAAUUGAAUUAGGAUUUCCUAUACAGGAUUUCCUCUCUUAGGCUAAAGAGGAAAUAUGGUAAAAUAUAUAAAACUAUAACAGUACGUAUUGCCUGAAAAUAGACAACAGCAACAACAACAACGGUAGUAACAGCAGCAACAACAUCAGCAGUAACAGAAAUAACAGCAACAACAACAACAAUAACAUCAGCAACAACAGUAACUGGAAUAACAGCUGCAGCAACAGCAGCAUGCAACAACAACAGCAGAAACGGUAAUAAAUAACAAUGUUGAUUAGAAUUUUUAUAAUAUUUAUAAUACAUUGUUGUACAUUUCUUGUGGUCAGGUAAAGAUGUUGUUAUCUUACAAAACCUCCUGAUAAGAUCUUACAAUGUCACAACUGCAGUGGCUGCCACAGGUUUAUAUGACAAACAGACUGCACAAGCUGUUGGAGAGUACAAGAAAGCAAAUCUGAUAAUAAGGUAUUUCACUUCUUGCAUGGUAAAUGUGAUAACACCAUUGCAGCUGCCAAAAGGUUAAGAUGUUUUUGUCAAGGCAUUUUUUAAUACCAUUAACUGGUGGGGCAUUUGCCCUACUGGGCCCCUUCCUCUGCCCCACCACGGAAGAAAAUAAAUGGCCUAUUGCCCCAAAGCCAGGGCCCUAUAGGACCAGUAUUGAGUAAAUGAGUUUAACAUUGAAAGGAAGUUUAAAAAACAAAAUUUUUUGGUGAGCAUACUUAAACUAAAUAUGUUGUGUUUGAAUGUUUAUAGCAUGCAAUUUAUUACAAAUUUCACCAUUAAAACUUUGUUUUGAGAAGCUGAGAUUUUUUAAAAAUGUGUUCUCAGAAUGCAGGAAAUGCUAUUUCAGAGACCCAAAUUUUAAAAAUUUCCUGGGGUGGGGCAUGCCCCCAGACAGACCCCCUUAGCUAACUCGUGCCUGCGCCUGGGUGGAGGGCAAGAGAAAUGGGCCCUUAGGCAGUUUUGCCCCACCACUGAAGAAUCCUUAAAAAAAUGCACUGGUUUUUGUCCGCGAUAGUUAUAUUCGUGAUAACUUGAAAAAUAUCAAACGUAUUAGUACAAAAAUUUGUGGGCAUAAUUGGGACAUUGCCCUAGGACAAAUUAAAUGAACUAGAAGCGCGUAUGUAUAUAUAAAACAGCGAAAACCUCCGGAGGAGUUUACUUUUUUUGAGACACCCAGAGUGCAUCAUUUAUGUACUGUUUAAUAAACGAGCAGGAGUGUUUUAUUAGGUUUAAAGCUACGAGCGCGCAGCGCGAGUGGCUUUAAACCUAAUAAAACACGACCUGCGAGUUUAUGAAUUAAACGGCUUCAAACACGACUACAAAUUCAAUAGAUAUAGUGCCUUAUUAGCAUUCUUUAUAUAAAAAAUACUAAUGAGGACACGACUACAAUAGAUACUGCCUUAUUAGCAUUCUUUAUAUAAAAUCAUCUAAUUAGGAGUGUUUUAUCAGGUUUAAAGCCACUGCACGUUACAUAUUAUGGUUGACAUGAUUUGCCAAUAAGCUUAUGAAUUAUUAAAUGUGUUUGAAUUAUAUUUUAGCGACCCUCUGGUGUUUGAUAACGUCACAGCUGCGCUUGUAUUAAAACAAUUAUCUUAUGAUGGUUAUAAGGAUGAUGGUGGCAUACCAUAUGGUUAUAAGUUUAAGGUGACCUAUUUUAUUUUAUAAUUCCUUGUAAAAUAUGAUAUAAAUUCAUAAAAAUAGGUACGCGGCGCGUACAUGUAUCUGCGAAAUACAGUGAUUCACGAAGAUGACAUGGGGCAAUUGAAAUAGGUUUGGGUACCCUGAGAACAGAGCCUGAUUUCCCAGGCUCUGUUCUCAGGGUAAGGUUUGAGCUGCAUUGAUGCCUGAGCAGAUUAAUUGUGAUGACCAUUCAAUUAUAGAUUUUCAUUCCUGUGCACAAAAACAGAACUAUCGAAACUGAAGGGACAUUAAUGGAUGCCAACGGUGAAGUAAGUGUUUCACUGACAUUUGUACGGUUUGUUUUGUCUACAAGGAAUUUACCAGAAAGUACUCGUGACCUUGAUGAAUUACUUAUUACUCCCCUCCCCCCUCCCCCCACAAGGAUCCUGGCGCUGAGGACAAGGUUCCUGGUGCUGAGGACAAGGUUCCUUUAAGUUCAAUUUUCUCACCAAAUAUCAUUCAAUGAUUCAUUUAUUUUAAAUUGUUGAAGAAUACAAAUGUUCUCAUCAAGACUUUUCACAAGCCAUUUACAACAUUCGUGUCCGUAUUAUAUCGGAUAUACAACUCUCGCUGGAGUUUAUGGCCGCUCAUUUUGUAAAUAGUACUUACAGUAUAUACAUUUGCACACUUUAGGUGCUGUAUCGUUUCACUAUCCGCGCACAUGGAGCACUGGACUCUAGUGGGAAACCUAUCAAUCAAUUUACACAUAAUGGGAACACUCCAACCGGGCUAGUGGUAAGAUCAUUAGUAAAUUACAACAACUCAUUUCAAUGUUUUUAGCGCUAAGUAAACAAGACUUUCUUUCAAUUCUUUGAAUGGAACAAUAUAUUUUGUUAGCUUUAACAAUACACGUUUCCGGAAUGUAGAUCAUCUUGGCUAUAGAGCCUUUGCAUGCAGAAAGUAAAAUGUUCUUAGUUUUGAUUGCGUGCUGCAUAACAUACAAAAAAAAUUACUCUUAAUGGACGACUUGCGCUUUAGACGAAAUUUGAAUCUAAGUAAGAACAACGAAAUCUAUCACCACAGCUAGAAAGAGCGUCUUGGAAGUAGUAAUAUUACAAAGUUUGGUUGCGAAAUGUUGUAAAAUACGGAAAAUAUAGCCCUUCAAAGUUGGCAAAUUUGUAUACUUUUGUAUUACGUGCGUGAAUUGGUAACUGAAUUAGUUACCAAUUUCCGCACGUAAUAGAAAUGUAUACAAAUUUGCCAACUUCGCAGGGCUAUAUUUUCCGUUAUUUUACAACAUUUCGCAACCAAACUUUGCAGUUUUUCUAAUUUUGAUAACUUCUUUCCGAAAAUAUCCUUUGUUAUUCCCAGAUUGAAAAUUUUUCUAAAGCGCAAGUCGUCCAUUAAGACAAUUUUUCCUACCUGAUUCCUGUGAGGGAUGCAUAUUUAUUAUAGGAAUGUGAUCUGAACACCAAAGAACCUAAUCCUGUUGAUUUUGGACCGUAAGUAUACACAGUAAAAAUCUCGCAUCUUGUCCACAAGACGUGCUCCGCGCAACAGGCUUGUAACAACUGCUUGUCCACAAGACGUGCUCCGCGCAACAGGCUUGUAACAACUGCUUGUCCACAAGACGUGCUCCGCGCAACAGGUUUGUAACAACUGCUUGUCCACAACUUGUAACAAUGUUGUCAUUUUAUCAAGUUGUGGAAAAAUCUCACGACUUGUCCAGUUGGAUUUGUCCGAAACUUCUCUGAAGUAAACGCUCUUUACAGUAAAUAUAUUAGCGCUCCGCGAUUCAUCGUCUCGAAGGUAUGUUAUGUUUUGAAAUAAUUAAUUAUAUAUUGAUUUCUAUAGAUAUUCUGUUGUCAGAGCAGUGAGAGGUUUAAAAGGUAACAUGGAACUAACAGUCCGAAGCGGAUGGUUUGGAAUUACUGAAUUAAUUUUGAUGCAGUCCCUGCCUCGUACCCAGGCGCUUUAAAUGCUAAAUAAUACAUGAAGUAUUCAGGUAGGCAGGAGACGCGCGAAGGGACUGUUGGGAAGGAAAAAAACAAGUGCACUCUUCCCAUCAGCCCUUUCGCCCAUCUCUCCCCACUACAAUACUUCAUGUAAACUCGUCAUAUGCGCAUCACUGUUUUUUUUACAAAGAGACGCCUGGGUACGAGGCAGAUGCAGUCCUAGGACAAUUUAUAAACUACGCACAAAUUAGCAUCAUACGCGCAACCGCAAAUAUUCAACGCACGAGCGGUACACGUUACUUAAGGGUGAGUAUCGGUGAGCUUUUAGAAUACAGACGAUACUCUAAUCGUUCUUAUUUUGUUUUCUUUAAACAGAACAGAACAGAACAGAACAGCUGAACAAAUAACUUUUUUUUAUUUCGUUCUUAUUUUGUUUCUCUUCCAGGAAACGUGGCUAUAGGCAAGAAUGCAAACGAUACGUUCCUCAGUAAUUACAGGUCAGGAAUUCUUAUACAUACUGGAGAAUGGAAAAACUGGAAUCCUUCAAUGAAUAUGCCAAACAGGUAUUAGCAACAUAUUGGGCAUUGCCUAGUUCAACUACACACAGGUGUACUGUAGUGAAUUACUAUAUACGUGCCAAGCAAGUAAUAAACGCACAUCUAUCAUGGUUCUGCGAGAAUUCUAUUACUGCACGAUUUAAAAGAUAGCCCACAGACAGGCUGCUUUCGACAUAUUACAACUGUGAGGGGGGCAUGUCCCCCAAAAAGUUGCGUCUAAAUUGUUUAGGCUAACUUGCAAUAAUCUAGGUUCUUAUAUGCGGGGUUUUACUAUUCUUAUUUUCUUUUUAUAGUAAUGGUUGCUUACAUGUCCAUCCAGAUUCCAUGAAAAAGAUCGACGAUAUUCUUCAGAAUAAAUUAAAUGUGAAAGCCAAUGAAAAUCCAUUUGGUAAACAGCCAUACCCUUAUCGUUGUCAAGGAAUUAUGUCGAUCCAGCAAAUUGAUGGCUAUUUACAAUUUUAAAAAUUUUGAAGAAAAUUUCAACUAGUGGCAAAUUGAUUUUUAAUCUAACUUAACUAUGGCGUAUCUGUUCACCAAAAUACAAGACUAGUUUUCGACAUACACAUAAUCGUUUUUAACAUGGAAGCUGACAUUCUCGCGAUAAAGACUUGUGUCGCAAUUGUAAACUUGUAUCCCCCCAAAAUUCCCAAAUUCAAGUUAUAUGUUGAAAAUUUGAGUCGUGAUUUUCAAUUUUGUAAUCUAUAUGCCUGUAUGUAUAAUUAUUUUAGGUUUCUUUGUAAAGCGCAUUUGAUGAUAUGCAUAUUUGCGCAGUAUAGAAAUUCAAUUAAUACUAUUAUCAAAAUUUAUAAAUGCAAUGUCUACAGUUACAACUAAAAAUUCCGCAAAAUUUGUGGCAACAUUAUUUU
This is a messenger RNA of Paramuricea clavata, 6690 nucleotides long. Lineage: Eukaryota; Metazoa; Cnidaria; Anthozoa; Malacalcyonacea; Plexauridae. The record is from the annotation of a GenBank genome assembly.